Molecule: messenger RNA, 282 nt
Organism: Miscanthus lutarioriparius
Lineage: Eukaryota; Viridiplantae; Streptophyta; Magnoliopsida; Poales; Poaceae
Source: the annotation of a GenBank genome assembly
AUGGCGCAGCAGCCCGGGCACUCCAGAUCGUCGUUCAACGGGCGACUAGAGCCCAGGAGCGAGGGGCGCGUCCAGCCAUCCGAAAUCACUACUGCUACAGCACAAGUAGCGGUCGAGCACAAGGAAGCUAAGAGGCAAGUUUCUGUUCUAAUCUCAUCAGUUGGUUGGAAUUCAAUAGAUCUCCUCAAUCAUGGUGGGUUUGUUGGUGCUCUCGGAUUGCAGGGAGUAGCCUGUGAAGGGAGCAAGGAUGAAGAUGCUGCUGCUAGUCUGUUGGAUUACUAG